AUGCGACACAUUCUCCUCCACCCUCAAUUGCGCUCUGCGCUUCCAAAAUCCGUUCAAAAAAAUCUGCACAGUCAAAUAUGGCUUCGAUUCAAAUCCCAAGUCCCCCGCCCAUCGAAACGACAUGAACCAGCUCUCCCCGAAGCCAAAGAGCUAAACCCAACAACACCACGCCCAGCAACUGCAACUAGCGCUGCCUCAAAACCACACCUUCGGAAGGGACCCCCGGAGCGUAUAUUGGUCUAUUAUGGAGGAACGGGCCGAGCAAUGUUUCUGGGCAUGCUAAGAGUGACGACAAUUCUACUCUUUGGCGCAGCUUGUUUAAUUGUGGCACCUUCAUGCUACACUGCCGAUGCUACUUGGUAUAUCACACCGUUAGUGGUGGUUGGUGGCGCUAUGCCGAUGCUCUUUGUAGCUUACACAUCAGCACCUUAUGUCAAUUUCGUCCACCUGGCUCUUCCUGCUUUUGCCAGAAGGUCCCGCGAGGCUGCAGUGCACUAUGCAAAAGACUUACCACCAACUGCUGUGUUGUAUCUCAACACCAUGCGAUUUAAUACUAUCCCUCGCACCAUUCAAGUGAGAGUUGGAGAUCUGAUUGCUGAUAAAAAUCCCUUCCGCCCCGUCAGUUUUUCGAACACAAAACCUGCCUUGAGACCCUGGUGGAUGGGAAAACACCCCACGCAGUUCUAUACUUCUGAUCACAGCCAGCCUGGCCGGAAAUCUUCAGCCUUUUAUCCGGAGGCCUGGCCCGGGAUUUACCAGCGUAUCCAAAGCAAGGCCAGUGGAAGACGUUGA
Molecule: messenger RNA, 792 nt
Organism: Penicillium malachiteum
Lineage: Eukaryota; Fungi; Ascomycota; Eurotiomycetes; Eurotiales; Aspergillaceae
Exons: 3
Coding region: 1-792 (263 amino acids)
Source: RefSeq, a predicted model, not a curated record